CAAAUGACCCACUUCAAGACGAUAAAUUACAACCUGCAAAUAAUCCUUAUAUUCCUUGAACACUCGAGAGCUUUUCAUUUGUCGAGAGGCAUAAUCCUGAAAGCGCAGGAGGGGCGAACUUUAGCGACGCCCAGUCGCCGCCCGCCUUGCGCGAGCGCUGAAACUCACAUUAUUUAGUAAGCUUAAUGAGUGCAGGCUCAACACAGUGAUUGAAGGUUCUAGUGUAGUGUUCUUUGUGCGACAUGCCACGUAAACGGGUUAACAAAUCACCGUCGUUUGACAAGAAGGACGAUUGUCUUGACGAUGAUGAUUUUUUAUUCGACGAUACGCAGUCUAGUUCAGGAAGAAGUGGUCACGAGCCACAACACAGAAACGCAGCCAACGCCAGGGAACGGGCUCGUAUGAGAGUGCUCUCCAAAGCGUUUUGCCGAUUAAAAACAACGUUACCCUGGGUACCAGCAGACACUAAACUAUCGAAGCUGGACACACUGCGGCUCGCUGCUUCAUACAUCGCCCAUUUAAGAGCUCUGCUGCAUGAGCCGCGGUCCGCGCACACUCCGCCUCAUCCUUUGAGCCUAGCAUGGCCGUUCACCUUCCAACACGGAGGCUCUCUUAGUUGUGCAAUUUCCCAGCGAUGGAAUUUAAGUCCGCAAACAGAUGCAAAUCGAAAUGUUUCCACGCAAAGAGAUAAUAUUCAGACAAAUACUUGUAAUGAGAAUUACGCACAGGAUUAUUCUGAAAACGACUACGACGAUAGAAACUAUGAAGAAUCUACCAACGAAGUGGCUUACUCCAAUUCGCAGUUCUGCAACUAUGGUUAUAAGGAGAACUAUUAUGAAAUGAGAAAUUCUUAUUCUGAUGUUAUGAAUAAUGUGUAAAAUAUAUAGAGAUAAUGUACUUGGAAAAGCGUAUUAAUAAAGUGUAUACUUAGUUUACGAAUACAUGAAUAAGAAAUGUAAAAUAAAAUAUACCUAAAGGUUUUAUAAUUUAUUGUUUGUAUGACCUUAAUUUGUACCAAAGAUUAUUAUUCAAUAAAAAUAUA
Messenger RNA from Colias croceus (clouded yellow), 1042 nucleotides. It is a transcript of the gene Hlh54f, whose product is annotated as basic helix-loop-helix transcription factor scleraxis. Gene Ontology annotation, biological process: developmental process; regulation of transcription by RNA polymerase II. Lineage: Eukaryota; Metazoa; Arthropoda; Insecta; Lepidoptera; Pieridae. The record is from RefSeq and is a predicted model, not a curated record. Gene Ontology annotation, molecular function: protein dimerization activity; DNA-binding transcription factor activity, RNA polymerase II-specific; RNA polymerase II transcription regulatory region sequence-specific DNA binding. Bases 243 to 878 code for a protein of 211 amino acids. The transcript has 4 exons.